Siniperca chuatsi (mandarin fish) is the source of this 1290-nucleotide messenger RNA. RefSeq lists its product as uncharacterized. Bases 356 to 1048 code for a protein of 230 amino acids. The transcript has 2 exons. The record is from RefSeq and is a predicted model, not a curated record. NCBI's taxonomy places the organism in Eukaryota, Metazoa, Chordata, Actinopteri, Centrarchiformes, Sinipercidae.
GAAAAAAAAAACACAUUUUUAGUGGAGGGGGCUUUAACUUUGAAAGUCAGUAACAUAACUAGAACACAUUUCAGUCAAUUAUAAACCUAUCAAAAGUUAAAAGAUUCUGAUGAAACUGGUUUAUGUAUUCAUAUCAAACCUGUUAGACUAUGGUAAAGCCCUCUUUGAUGGAUUACGCAAACAAACAAUAGGAGAGAUCUAGUUUAUUCAAAACGAGUCCUUACGCGUACUUGCAAAGCCUAACACAUAAAUCAAUUCAAUUUAAUUCAAUUCAAUGGGGCUUUAUUUGUGGUAGUCAGCCACCUGUCUUCCCCUUCCCUUGUGUUUCUUGUUUGUCCCUGGUUUGUCUUGGGAUAUGUGUAUGUGUGUGUGUGUAUGUCUCCUGUUCUGGCUCCAUGAUUCUCCACCUGCUGCUGAUCACCGGCACACAUGUCUCCUAUCUACUCAUCAGUCUCCACAGCUUAUAUGGCUCUCCCAUUACACCAAUGCCAGAUCGUCCCUGUAUAUUGUACGACCACUACGUCAAGUCUCUUCUAAAGCUUACUCAGCUAAGUACCUUUUUUGCAAGUGUUUUUUCUGGCCUUGUGUUUUGAGUCUGUCUUCUGCUCUGCCUGAAGAAUUAUCCUGUGCUGGUGAUCACAGCUCCUGUCAUUGCCUGGAUUCCUGUCAGCCUGCCUCUCCAGCCAACUUCACCUCGCCUGUCUUCAACAGUUCCACCAUGUCUGUCCUCCACCUCGGAGCCAGACCCUUGACAUCUUACCUGCUCUGUGAUCUUGGUGAUCCACGUGAUUCACGUUCUGACGGAUCCCCGAGACUCUCAUCCUACGCCAACUACCACUACAUCCUCGUUCCCCUGCCAACGGAACCAAGCGCUAGGAUCCACGGGUCCACCGCCUGGCCAGCCCAGCCUUCCAGUACACUUGCAGGCCAGAACCAGCUCACCUCAUCUCCGCUCGGAGCGCCGCAAUCAACCCGCCCUGGUCGAGUCCACGGGGCGGCCACGAACUACGCCGGAUCCUCAGUAUUCCCCUGUCGAUCUGUGCAGUAAAACUGUUCCAAACUUAUUCUGCUCUGUCCGUGUCCUGCAUUUGGGUUCCAAGCUCGGCCUCACGACAAAAACGAAACUGAAAAUAUCAGUUUAUUUAUCAAUAAAAUGUUGGCAGUCGGUCAAUAAUUGAGUCAUUUAUCCACAAUAAUCUUACACUGACCAGUAGAAACUUAAAUGUGUUGAAUAUUCUCAUUUUCUCCAUAAAUGUCCACAAUUUGUUCAAUAAAUGGCUGGGUUACAUU